This is a messenger RNA of Gavialis gangeticus (Gharial), 2406 nucleotides long. RefSeq names its product RAB19, member RAS oncogene family (gene RAB19). Gene Ontology annotation, cellular component: trans-Golgi network. Gene Ontology annotation, molecular function: GTP binding; GTPase activity. The transcript has 3 exons. The record is from RefSeq and is a predicted model, not a curated record. Lineage: Eukaryota; Metazoa; Chordata; Crocodylia; Gavialidae. Bases 76 to 714 code for a protein of 212 amino acids.
CUCCCUUUACCGAGCCGCCGCCGCCGAGGGUGGUUAAACGGGUGGGCUGCCCCGGGCAGGUGGGUGCGCGGGGCGAUGCCGGGGCUGGUGCUGGACGAGGCGUGCGAUUACCUGUUCAAGAUCAUCCUGCUGGGGGACUCGGACGUGGGCAAGACGUGCGUGGUGCACCGCUUCCACAGCGGCCACUUCCGCGAGCGCCACCACAACACUAUCGGCGUCGACUUCUCCGUGCGCUCGCUGCUGCUGGACGGCAAGAAGGUCAAGAUUCAGGUGUGGGAUACAGCAGGCCAGGAGCGCUUUCGGACAAUAACCCAGAGUUAUUAUCGCAGUGCCCAUGGUGCAAUCCUGGCCUAUGACAUUACCAGGAGAUCUACAUUUGAAUCAAUUCCCCACUGGAUUCAUGAAAUUGAAAAAUAUGGAGCUGCUAACUUGGUCAUUAUGUUAAUUGGGAACAAAUCUGAUGCUGUGGAUAAGCGCCAGGUCCUGUUUGAAGAUGCCUGCACACUUGCUGAGAAGCAUGGGCUAUUGGCUGUAUUGGAGACCUCAGCUAAAGAGGCCCAGAACAUAGAGGAGGUGUUUACAUUGAUGGCAAAGGAGCUGAUAGCCAGGAACACCUUGCAGCUUCAUGGGGAGAAUCCUCCCAACAGCAUCUAUCUGGACUCCCGACCAGUAAUUGCCAGUCAGAGUCCAGAGAAGAGCCCAUGCCUUUGUUGAUGACAUGUCUCAGUAGUAAGAAAUGUGGAAGUUGUGGCUAUCCUGAGGCUUUUUCAACCAAGAAAGCUUCCUGUCUGGCCUUAAAUGAUUGUUCUGGUGCACUGCUGCCUUACCAUUUUGGCCUGUAAUUUUCUCCAGGAUAUGGGUGUUACUUUUCUAAUGGUUAAAUGUGUUGUUGGCACUUUACCAAAUCUUUGAGCUGAGGACUUGAGAGGCUGCAAGCAGUGGACUGCUUGAAGAGAACCAUGAAAACUUAAAUGGGUUCAACAGCCUCUUGAAUAGAAUAGUCUUUGAACUGAAUCCUUGAACAAUUGCUCUACUGGCUGUGCCAGAGGGUAGCUGCACUCAGACCUUGUGCUGACUGUUUCCUUUUAGGGUACAGUAGGUGCAAUUAUCUAGUCUUCAUAAAUAGCUCUUCAGUUUGCAGUCCCUACCAUCCAUUACAUCUGUCCUUGCCAGUGUGGUUGGCUUACUCAGUAAGUUAUCCAUUCCAUUACAGCUGCAUAACAUUGUGAUCAGGUGGGCAGUGUCCUCCAUCAGGGUUUUGUUUGUGUUUCUUUCCCUUUCCUCACCAAACAGCCUACACUCCAUUCCUACUGCUUGAAUAGCACUGCAUAUCUAAGGAAUACCUCAUCUUUUUUUCCCCAAGUGUUGAGAAACAAGAAGAGCUGCCAUCAGUCUUACACUUUGGUCUCUCUGCUGUUAUUCAGUAGUACUACAGGUGUUUUCUGUGAUGGAGGUGCUAUUUUCAGUGAGAGAGAGAAACCCCAGGUGAGGAUUAAGUGACUGAAUUCAUCUGAGAGUUGAGAAGCUUCAUGUUACUUACUUUCUAAAGUACAUUUCCUAUUAGAAAUGAAAGGCUUUUCACUAAAAUCAGCACGUCUAAAAGUGCUGCAGUAGGGGAAAGUGGUAGCAUAGGAUCUUGGCCCUGGAACUUUGAAAGAGUAUUCAGGUUUUUGUAAAGCUGAUCAAAUGGAUAGAAUAGUUCAGUAACUUUUUUUUUAAGACCAAUGAACAGAGCAGUGUGAAGCUGUCCUGUGGGAUGAACAUUUACUUAAGUGCUGCAUUUUUCAGUAAGAGGCUGGGUACUAGUCGCAUUUUUUGGGAUCAUGAAGCUCUGCUUACAGUGACUGAGAGCUCGUGUUUCCUGCUGUGUGACCUUUGGAAAGUGGGCUUCACCAAGUACCUGUUGCUUUAGUUUCCAAACCCAUUUGUUCACUAUUUUGGGAGAAGUUCACUGAGAUCUGUUAGGGGAAUUGGGUUCAUUUGGUAUUAAUAGUGAACAUAUUUCCAUCCUUUCACUCAAGGUUUCUGCUAGUAGAGUUUUUCUGAACUUGCAUGAAGUUCUAAGAACGAAAUCCUUAUUUCCACAACUGUCUAAGAUGGAGUCAAGGGCUUUUCUGCCCAUUCUUCCAGAGGAGAGUACCUCCUAGAAUGGGAGGUCAGUAAUGAACAGUUCUUAUGUCCAGCUCUGGCUGUGCUGUCACUGAACUACAAGCCAGAAGUUCUACUAGGCAACAAUGAAGUACAUCUCUUAUCAUAGACACAGAAACCUUAGAAGCUUGGUGAGGCUGGAAAUUUGCCAAAGGUUUGAGUUUCUUUUUCCAGUUUUGGAAAGAUGUGGCAGAAUCCCUGUACAAAAAGGCGUGUCUGACUUUAAACAUGAAAAAUAAAAGUUGAUUUAAUACCUUG